CGCGUCAAGGGAGCAGGAACGGUCGGGAAUCAGAGCCGCGGCGUCCGGCGCGAGGAGGCGCGGAGCGGGGACCGGGGCUGCGGGGACGGGGCCGCGUGGCGCCGGGCGGGGGAGGGGAGUUUUGAAACGGCCGAAGGAGCUCCAUCAGGGGGAGCCGGGGUGAGGAAGAGGGAGGUAGAAGACAAAGCUGACGAGUGGGGCCCGCCUGGCGGUAUAUAUGGCUGAAGGCUGACAGCCUGACACCGCCGCGCCGUCCUCUUCCCCGGUUCCCCCGGCCCGCGCCGCCUUAACCGGCCGUCCGCUCCCCGUGUCAGCCCUCGCACUUCCGCCGCCGGCGUCGACUCGCCGCGCUCCUCCUCCGCCCUCAGCUGGUUUCGGAUUGGCGCGGAGCGGGCGAAUCCGUCCACGCUUGUGAUUGAUUUUUACCCUUGGUGCAAGCAACAUCAAACCAUUUCCAGUAGGCUUAUGGAUGCUUUAAUUUCAAGUUUAAACAACAUGGAGAUGGAAACCAGUCAGACUUCAGAAUUGGUAAUUCAACAUAAGCCAGGACCAGAGGUUAAUCAAAAUCCUGUGCAAAAUGAUUUUAACCCAGAAAAGGAAACUGAUGAGCUUCCAGGGUCCAAGGUCAAUGAAGAGCCAGUGGAAACAUGUCAGGACACAGUGGUGGAAACUGAUGUCAUCCCAGAGAAGAAAGCGGAACCGGAAGCAGGAUUGGAGGUUAAUCAAAAGCCUACUGAAACAUGGCAGGAGAAAUCUGUAGAAUCUGAUGUUAAUCCAGAAAAGCGAAUUCCUGAUCCGGGUGUUAUUUACCGCUGUAAUAAAUGUCGGAGGAUGCUUGCAACUCAAGAAUUUGUUGUUACCCAUGAAGUGGGCGCAGGUGGGAAGAGCUUCAACAGAGGCAAACAGUCAGAUGAUGAUGACAAACAAACUGAAUGUCCCUGCAUCUUUGUGGAGCCGAUGAAGUGGAUGCAAACUGUGGAAGAAGGAUAUGUUGCGAAUAAGCUCUUCUGUAUGGGAUGCAAAGCUCGUCUGGGACAAUUCAACUGGGCUGGUAUGCAGUGCAGCUGCGGAGCCUGGGUGAUUCCAGCGUUUCAGCUGACUAAAAGCAAGAUUGACGAAUGCUCAAUGUAACCACACAAUCAAGUGAAGCUUUGAUCCCUUAGCAGUGAUGUUACAACUUACAACAUAUAUAUGUAGCUAGGAAAUAGUAUCGGCUAGCCUUCUAUAGCCAGUCUGGUGAAGCGGUUAUCAGUAGUUUAAUUUUCUGAUCUCAUCCAGAGCAUCAGUGCUUUGAUUUCACCAAGCUGCAACAACUGAACAAACCCGGAAGCAUUAGGCAGGCCUUAAGUUUACUGAUUGGUUUUGUUACUCCACGUCUCUACUGGAGGACCUUGAACUCGUCUCUUUGGGUAUGAUAUGGUCUCGUGAGGGGAUCUGUUGUCUUGAGAUGGGUAUGAUCAAUAUGAUGAGUGGAUCUAUUUUCUUGCUGGUAACAUGAUAGAGAUUGCCUUUGAACUUCGUUGCGAUAUGCGUGUUAAGCUGUUAGUUUAUUCAGCAUAAAUACAUCUGCUCGGACUUUA
This is a messenger RNA of Panicum virgatum (switchgrass), 1580 nucleotides long. Its product is annotated as probable inactive dual specificity protein phosphatase-like At4g18593. Gene Ontology annotation, molecular function: protein tyrosine/serine/threonine phosphatase activity. The transcript has 4 exons. The record is from RefSeq and is a predicted model, not a curated record. Bases 466 to 1131 code for a protein of 221 amino acids. Lineage: Eukaryota; Viridiplantae; Streptophyta; Magnoliopsida; Poales; Poaceae. Gene Ontology annotation, biological process: protein dephosphorylation.